Messenger RNA from Ogataea polymorpha, 1063 nucleotides. RefSeq lists its product as uncharacterized. The transcript has a single exon. Bases 17 to 604 code for a protein of 195 amino acids. The record is from RefSeq and is a predicted model, not a curated record. Lineage: Eukaryota; Fungi; Ascomycota; Pichiomycetes; Pichiales; Pichiaceae.
GGGAGAUUAAGGCCACAUGUUUAAAGCCGUUAGGACGCGCAGCUUGCGUUUCUACUCUGACAAUCACCCUCCCUCGUACUUCAGGAACCCGGCGGAACCGCCCAAGACGCUGGAAGAGCUGCGACGGCCAGCGAUGGGACUGCCAGAGACCCAGAUCUCCAGCUCUCAAAAGCUGAAAAAUCUCGGGAUCGGGUUUGGGAUCGGGUUCGCGUCGCUCACCAUCAGUGUCACGCUGGGCAUCCUGCUGUACGAGCUGCUGGAGAAGCUGAAGGAGAACGAGAGACAGCUUGCCUUACUCCGCAAGAACCAGAAGGAGAUGCUCAUCCAGAUGCAGAACUACAAGAAGAAGAUCACACUUGCCUCGGUGGAAAAUUCCAAGAAACAUAUGAUGACCCAGGGCAAGAUGCAAAUGCACAUAGCACUACUGAGACAGCAAUUGAUAGACCAAGGCAUCGAUCCGGUGAGCAUCGACGAGGCUAUAGAAAAGUUCGAAGAGAAUGUCCGCAUGGAAACCACACCCACCACGAUCAACCUGUGGGUUCCAGGAGAAUCUCGUUUGAAAUCACUAAUACCGGACGCUCACGAAUAUACCAAAAAUAAAUGAAAUAGGGGUAUAAAAGGAAAAUUUUCGCAUAAGAAAGUUGUUUUUCUAAAAAAUGUCUUAACUCAAAGGCGCCCAUUAGAGUCACAGGAUAUGGUUGUCAGUUCAUAUUUUGUGCUCGGGUUAGCCUAAGAUCAUCGUGUUUACACCGCCAUUCAAACGAAGUCAGGCUUUACCGGCUCCGUGUGGUCCAAAACAUACAUCUACCUCACCAACUCUGCGUCCAAUUUUUCCUGCGUGCGUUGCUGUACUUUCAACGCAAGCAGUCGAGGGAUCGGACAGCAGGGCGAUCUCGCGUCCUGACCAUUUUCUUCGUAGAAUUUUGUGCAGCACUCGUACAACUGGUCUAUCAGUUUAGUGCAUCUUGACUCGUUGUAGUUGUUUGCUUUGAGACAAUCUGUGACGUUAGUCCGGCUCGAUGCCUGGUCUACUCACCUUGGAUGGCGCAGGCUUGUGGUUUGC